This is a messenger RNA of Anopheles maculipalpis, 746 nucleotides long. It is a transcript of the gene Tmhs, whose product is annotated as LHFPL tetraspan subfamily member 3 protein. Gene Ontology annotation, cellular component: plasma membrane. The record is from RefSeq and is a predicted model, not a curated record. Lineage: Eukaryota; Metazoa; Arthropoda; Insecta; Diptera; Culicidae. Gene Ontology annotation, biological process: sensory perception of sound. The coding region runs from base 3 to 746 and encodes 247 amino acids. The transcript has 6 exons.
CCAUGGGAACGAAGAUCGAGUACGUCGACUCGAGCCACAUGUACGCCACCAACUACAUCCGCAACUCGAAGGCGAUCGCCGUUCUGUGGGCGAUCUUUAGCAUUUGCUACGCGAUCAUCAGCGUCGUUGCGUUCGUCACACCAGAAUGGGUUGGCGAUGCAGAUUCCGACAUUGGCGGCCGGCUUGGUCUGUGGCAAGUGUGUCAGAAAGAUGAUCUUACCGAUAGCUGUACCGGGCGGCUAGAGGAACUGCUAGAAAUGCAAUCCAUAGCGUUUCAGGUUGCAACCGUAUUUUGUGGUUUAGCCGUUGCGACUUCCGUGCUGGCGAUCGUUUGCCUCCUGCUGAUGGUGUUCAUGAAGUCAACGACCGUGUUUCAUAUUUGUGGCUGGAUGCAGAUGCUUUCCGCUCUCUGUAUGGUGAUUGCCUGCGUUUCGUUCCCGUUUGGUUGGAAUUCGGACGAGUUCCGUAAGGUUUGCGGCCCGGAGUCGAACCGAUUUGAAGUAGGGUUGUGCAGUUUGCGCUGGGCCUAUCCAUUGGCGAUCAUUGCAUGCAUCGAUGGGUUCAUUUUGGCGACACUUUCCUUCAUACUCGCGACACGACACGUCCGCUUGCAACCGGAACCGCAAUACCAAAGCAGAGAAAUCAACAACGCGUACGUGACGGAUGUGGCCAGUAUCGCUGGCUCGCGGAAAUCGCUCAAUCUACAACCCGUGCUGCUGGUAGCUCCACCACACAUCAUAUUCUAA